Molecule: messenger RNA, 4984 nt
Organism: Drosophila rhopaloa
Lineage: Eukaryota; Metazoa; Arthropoda; Insecta; Diptera; Drosophilidae
Exons: 7
Coding region: 1646-4090 (814 amino acids)
Biological process (GO): signal transduction
Source: RefSeq, a predicted model, not a curated record
GUGGUCCUGCCGAACGCCCAACGAUGUGGCAACCCUAGGCAAAUGAACUGUUUUACCUGCCCAAACGCGCAACAAAAAAUAUAAAUACAAGAACGGGAGAGAGAGCGGGCAGCACAACGGAUAAUUUAGUGGAAUUUUCAAAAAUAGCAAAGCCAGCAACAACGGCGGCAGCCAUAAUCCCCCAGCGAGAGUACAAUAAUCAAAGAUUAAAUCAGGUUUAUAUGGAAAGGGUUAGCACGGCGCAGGAAGAAAUACACGUUUCCUAGCGCAGCAACAACUGCAACAACAACUACAACACCUACAACUGAUUACACUCGCACACGAAGAGGAAAACGAGAGAGCGCGAGAGAGCAAUGUGUUUAUGCGGUGAAGUUCAUGAUUUCUUGAGAACGUCGGAUUUUAAAAAGCUCAUGUAUAUGCCACACAUACAGAUAUAAAAUAAUGAAAUAAAGAGUAGUUGUGGAAUGCAAGGAGGAACAAAUAUUUUAUUUAAGCCGGAAAAGAAAAAGGACAUUGAACGAAAAUUUAGUUACUUGUUUUUGUAAACUGUCGAAUGAUUAAUUUUCCCUCCUCAUCUUAUCCUGAAAUGAGGCCUAAUAUGUAAACUAUAAUUAUUACAAAUAGUUUAUGAACUUAAAAUAAUAUCCAUAAAUGGGAUUUAUUUAUGAAAUAUAAAUUAAGUGAUAAGGUCAUCUCAUUAAUACAUUAUUUCAUGAAAUUAUGCACAGAGGUUUUCGUGGAUUGAGUGCAUGAAAAGGACCUCCCAUAAACACAGUAACGGAGAGAGAGGAAAAAGAAAAAGGCGACGCCGGCAGAGGCAGCGCGAGAGCGCGAGCAUAAACGCAGCGCUUUCAUGUUUUUCGCUCAUUUUGCUUUCGUGUGUGUUGCGGCAAUGUCGUGUUUUCUUGCGGCGGUGAAAACACUCUGCAACAACAGUAACAACAACAACUAUAACGAUAAGAUUUUCCGUUUUUCCGUAUGGAAGCAGAGAAGCACUAGCGGCAUUUGUUUUGAAAGUAAAGCAAAGGCGAGCGAGAAAAACGAAAUAUAAAAUAGAGGAAGACGGAAAAGUAACGCCGCUGUCGACCGCGCCUCGCCGUAUGUGUGUGUGUCUGUUUCUGUGUCUGUGCGCCUACCGCCUGUCUGUGUGUAAGUGGGCGCGAACGUAAGGCCGAAAAGGAAGUGAAAAUAGUGCAAAAAGGCCAAGUAAUAAUAAUAAUAAUAAAAUAGGCAAAAAGACAGGCCCCAAAGAGACCAGACCAGUUUCAAAAAGCGCCUAUUUCCAGGCUCAUCUGUGCAUGUGUUCGUGUGAGCGGCAACAACAACAACUAAAAGCGACCACAUACGGUGGAAAAGGCCUUUUUUCAAGGAGCGAAAGGCAGUGCGCGAGCGAGCAAUAAGAAUAAUAAAUUACACUUUGCUAUAAUAAGAAAAAUUUAUACAUACAUACAUACACACGCGGGAGAGGCCCACACACACAUGUGUUUUCCCUCGUUGUGAGUGUGGAAAAUUGUAAUAAAAUAUGAACCGCAGAAGCAGCGGAAAAACGAGAAAAACGAGAGAAAAUUUCGAAAUAUCGCAUGUGCCAUUUUAAGCUUUAAAUAAACUAUAACGUACAGUAUUACCCUAAAAACAAUUUAACAAAAUGUCCUGCAUAUCGAGCAACUUUAGCUCCUUCUUCCUCAACUCGCUCAACGAUCCUUCAGAGUUUUCCAAAUACUUGAGCAAUGGCGAGCUCAAAUGCACUAAUUUCGAGGAAUUUCAAGUGUUUGGCUGCGGCGCAGGCGCGCCGUCGCAGCAGCAGCAACAACAUCAGCAGCAGUAUUCCCACACCCAUUUACCCAAUGGCAGCGCGGCAGCAGCAGCGGAUUUUCCUAAUUACGAGGCAACGACGGCGUCGCAGCGGGAAAACUCCUCCGCCGUCAACUCAGGUAGCUCUGUUAAUCCCGCACAUUAUGCCGCUGCCGCUGCCUCGGCCAACGUCGAAGCCAGCGUAGCAGCAGCAGCGCCGACCUCAAAUCCUGGCGCAGGGGCAGCAGGAUCAACGCCCCUCACCGCCACCCCCCCGAGCAAUCGUUGGCCCACGGCGGUUGCCACGCCCAAUGGCCAUCAAUCCACCGCCUCAUCAGCGGGUUCGGUGCCCCAGCAUUUCGAUGGAUCCUUUGAGUUUAUCAAGUAUCUCCGGCACUCUACGGAUUUCACACCCAGCACACCUAGCAGCGUCACUAGCGAAGCUAGCUCCUGCCCGGAAAAGCCAGGCAGCGGAAAACCGCCGGGAAUCCCAGCAGGCACCACACCUCCACCCCCUGCCCAAUCCCCAGUGGCAAGUGGUCUCAUUGAUCUGGAUACCAGCACCUCACAGAAAUCCCGCUCUGCCUCCCGCAAAGUGGCCGCUUUAUUGUCUUCCGUUUCGCGGGCUUCCAAUAGUCUGGUGGACACCAGCUCCUCCGCUCUGGAUGUCUUCGAUCAUGACUCGAAACAGACUAUCUUUGAUCUGCAGCACAUGGCCUCCAAUGGAUCUUCUAAUUCGAAUGAAUCCUCGUUGGAGAUGUUAGCGUUUCCCAACUCGCACCUCAAUGCUUCCAAUUCGAACACCUCAUCGGAAGGAGCGGCUUGCGGCAGUGCGGGGGAGUUCGGAGGACUGUUAACCGGAGCCAGUUGCUCUUCCUCCACGGCGUCUUCAUCCUCACAUGCUCCUAAGCUCCUCGGAAGCUUUGUGAUCAAGGAGAACUUCGAGGUGCAUCCUUCGCACAAAGUUGAGGAGGGCAUAUUCCAGCACAUGAACAAGCUGCCCUCGAAGAAAAAGGAUACGCUGAAGCAACUGGGAGUCCGGUUUACUGGCCAGAUGACGCUAACGGACAAAUCGAUUGUGGUGGAGAACUUUAUCAAGUUCUGCGAGGAAUACGAUAUCAAGGACCACAGGCCAUGGCUGUCGCUGAAUCAAUGUGGUCUGAACAAGCCCGAGCAGAUCAAAUUCGCUCGAUAUCUGGGCCAGGGAUUGCCCACGUUCACGCUCUUCUGCAUUUAUAGCAAUUUUAAAAAUCUGUUCUGCACCAAACGCACGGAAAUCUACACGAAGGACGGCUACAAUCUGCCUUAUAUACUCGAUAAAACCAAGCGCUUCCUGGCCAACACAACAGCUGACCUCAAGAACAUGGCCGCGGCCAACGAUGGCUCCCUGGAGUUCGCCAGCAACAGCGGCGGCAGCAGCAGCAGCAGCAACAUGAGCAACAGCAACGCCAAUAUCGGCAGCAAUAGCAACAGCAGCAGCAGUGGCAGCAGCAAUGCGGUGGCAGGGUCAGUGAUUAAUCCAAAUCCGGUGGCCAUACCAGCAGGUUAUGUGACGGCUUCGACGGCGCAGCAGCAACAUCAGAUGGCUAUGGAUCCCCGUUACGGAUGUGGAGCUCCGCCGGCUCUUCUGCCGCCUCCGCCGAUUCCGGCUUUGGGACCACCACCCAGAUCCCUGGAGCAACUCAUCAUCUACGAGAACUUCGAUGUGCACGAAACACACCGGAUCGAGGAUGGGGUUUGCACUCACAUUAGCCGCCUGCCGCCCAAGAAGCAGGAGCUAUUGAAACAGUUCGGUAUACAGAGUAGUAGCCAGCAAUGUCUGAGCAAUUAUGAAAAGUACAUACUCAUCGAAAACUUCAUCAAGUUUUGCAAUGAAUAUCAGAUAUCCGAUCAUCGACCCUUUUUGGACUUCCACGAGAGCGCUUUAUCCAAAUGUGAACAACUUAAAUUUGUACGAUAUCUGGGCCAGGGGCUAUCCAAUCUGACGCUAAACAAAAUAUAUGUGGCCUUCAAGGAGCUGCUGGGGAAUGGAAGGCCCGAAAAAGCUGGCAUGGAUGGCUACAAUUUGGACAAUCUGUUAAAGAAGAAACGAAAGAAUCUGUACAAUCGCAUGCACGCCGCCGCCCCCAGCAUUGAUCUAACUGCCUAUGAGACGGGCCAACAUAAUCCCCAAGCACAUCUGGCCACGCCACGCCCCCAUCACGCCUUCGCCGCCCUGAAUUCGGCGACGCAGCGCAGCGAAGUAUGCAACGAAUUGACGCACACGGGUUUGCAGUAUAGUUACGCCGGACCCCGGUAAAAACUGGCAUAACCAAAACCCCAUCCAACGUCUGCAAUCGCCAACAGAUCAGAUGACAACCCUUAUAUACAUAUACAUAUACUUCUUCCUGGAACUGGACCAGUAACUGUUGUGUCUUCGAAACAUAAAAAGAAAGUAAUUUAAUCGCCGCGAGCGAAAUCAUUGAAAACUAAGUGCUAAAUUAAAAGGGGGGACAAUCAGAGGUUCCCAGAUGAAAAAUACCAGACACUAGUAAAAUUAGCCUAAAUGUUAACAAAAUUAAAAUUAAAUCGAAUGAAAUUCAAUUAAGCCAACCAGAAAUCAACACGCAACAGGCAGGAGAAAGAUUAGUUUAAGCCAAAAUCAGAUAUUUAUACGCAAGGUAACCAUAUACAACAUAUACAUAUUAUGAGUAUAUAUACAUAUAAAUAUAUUUCUGUAGUUGCCAUAGCGCUUAGGGUGCAGCACACUUCCACAUGGCCAAAUUCUGGCCAGGACUAUACAAAAAUAUUAGCUUCGGUUUCCUUCCAGCCAUAUUCCCGAAAGCCCCCAAAUUCCCAGGCCCAAAAACCGCAUUAGUAGUAGCCUCUAGUUAAUAAGUAAAGACACCAAAAUUGAGAAAACUAAAUCAAAGACCUCCCAAAGAAAGUUCCCUAAAUACGCAUACUAAGUAACUUGUAGAGCCUAGUUGUUAAGACGAGACAAAUUUUUAGCAUAGAACUGGCGAGCGGCACACGACGAUUAACAAACUAAAUAUUCCUAUAUACAAUAUACAUAUUAUAUACAACAAGCAGCAUCAAAUUCAAAGUGAAUAUACGCAAAAAUCAAAUGCCAAGAGGCAGAAUACAACCAAAAAACAUAGCAAUUGUAAAUGAUAUAUACCAAAUAUAUUCUAUACGAGCAAAGGCAAAACAA